Molecule: messenger RNA, 656 nt
Organism: Prinia subflava (tawny-flanked prinia)
Lineage: Eukaryota; Metazoa; Chordata; Aves; Passeriformes; Cisticolidae
Gene: KGD4
Product: alpha-ketoglutarate dehydrogenase subunit 4
Exons: 4
Coding region: 73-396 (107 amino acids)
Biological process (GO): 2-oxoglutarate metabolic process
Molecular function (GO): oxoglutarate dehydrogenase (succinyl-transferring) activity
Source: RefSeq, a predicted model, not a curated record
GCAGGCGGGCCCCGCCCACUCGAGCGUCCGUGGCUGUGGGCGGGGCCCGCGCUGCCCCUCAGGCUCGUCACCAUGGGCAGCAAGAUGGCGGCUGCCAGCAGGGCGGUGCAGGCAGUCAAGCCACAUACUCCAUUAAUAAAGUUCCCAGACAGAAAAAGUGGUCCCAGACCUAAAAUACAGGAAUCUCUACAAGCAAGUAUGCCAUCUCUCCUUGCUUCCAAAGCACAGGAAUCUGUAGGAGGCAUAUCACCGGCCUUUCAAAAUAUUUCACCUGCUAGUAGAGUACAAGUUACACCAGACACUUCUGAAUUAACAAGAACCUUACCUCAGAAAUACAGAAGGAAACUAAUGUCAGAUGAAGAGAUUGAAUUUAUUCAACGUGGAGGUCCAGAAUAAAUGGGGAAGAUAGUUUAUUGGCCAGUGCUGAAGAAUUAGGUAUUAUAUUCACAAUAAAGGUGUUUCCUUAAUAUUAAGAAUUAUUGUAUACUAAUAGCUUUUAUAAAAUCCCAUAUGAGGGGUGAGAAGAUUGACACAACACACAAGACACUGAUUUGUGACUGAAAAGGAAUUUAUGUUUAUGGCUAAUAGCAAUUGAAUAUAUAUGAUGUCUGCACCAUUAAAAUAUUUUUCUAAUUAGCCAUUUGAAAAGUUAACAA